AUGACAGAGAGUGAGCGUAACAGGAUACAGCUGGCACUGCUGAAUGAACAGAGCAUCUCCCCUUUCUCCCCCAAUGUCUGGUUGGAUGAUGAAGGCCUGUAUGUCUGUGAGGCCAAGAAUCAGUUUGGAACCAUCAGGACUGAGGCCAGAGUCAGUGUCAGUGGACUGGAGCCCCCUCUUUUGGCACAUGGUGCCCCAGUCAUCACCACUGGGAUUGGUCAGUCCCUGAGCAUACCCUGCAUGCUAUUGGAUGGAAUACCCCUGCCAGAGAGACACUGGACACACAAUGGAAACCAACUGCAACUGAGUGGCAGGAAGUUCCUGAGGAGUGAUGGCAGCCUGUACAUAGAGAGGGCACUCCAAGAGGAUGCUGGGACGUAUGUUUGCACUGCGGUGAACGUAGCCGGGUCGGUCAACACAUCAGUCAGCCUGGAAGUCCAUGUGCCCCCAGAGAUCAGCGCUGGUCCAUACCACUACAUAGCCAACGAGGGCAUGGCCAUCACCCUGUCAUGUGAGUCCAGCGGCGUUCCCAAGCCAACUGUUGUCUGGUCCAAGGGAAGGGAGCCCCUGCCCAGGGACAGGUCCUCUCCCCAGUCAGACCCUGAUGGCUUCCUCCAUAUCCUCAACCCCACUGCAGAAGAUGCAGGCAUAUACAUUUGCACAGCCACAAGUGCAGUGGGCUACACCAGCCGUGAGAUCCAGCUUAGCGUCAACACCAAGCCUAAGAUCGUAGGUGUGAGCGGUGAGGAGAACACGGUGAAUAUGGCUGCCGAGGUGGGCUCUGAGGUCAUCCUCCCUUGUGAGGUCCAGGGCAGUCCCUCUCCUCUGGUCACAUGGAGCAGGAACGGCCAGCCCAUCCCUCCAGUCACUGCCUGGGACACUGCAGCCCUCAGGAUCCACAGGGCCAGCCACACUGACCAGGGCACCUACAGCUGUGUGGCCAAGAACACUGCCGGACGGGACACCAUGGAGGUCAAACUGGAGGUGUUAG
Molecule: messenger RNA, 991 nt
Organism: Coregonus clupeaformis (lake whitefish)
Lineage: Eukaryota; Metazoa; Chordata; Actinopteri; Salmoniformes; Salmonidae
Product: hemicentin-2-like
Exons: 8
Biological process (GO): axon guidance; homophilic cell-cell adhesion; dendrite self-avoidance
Cellular component (GO): axon; plasma membrane
Molecular function (GO): cell-cell adhesion mediator activity
Source: RefSeq, a predicted model, not a curated record